GCCCGCGGUCCGCGCCAGGGCCGCCGCUGGUUCGUCUCCGCAGGUGCCCCUGGCCCAGUCCGAGGCCUUCCUCACCGACCUCCUGGAUAAAGUGUGCGAGCGCAUGAACGACUACCAGCUCGACGAGGACCCGGUGACCAAGCGGAAGACUUUCAAGAGAUACGCGCCGCGGAAAGGAGACAAGAUUUACCCCGAAUACAAAAAGUUCUUCUUUUAUUCGGACGCCUACUGGCCUCUGAAGUUCGCGUGUGAAACUAUAAUAGAAGAGUAUGAAGAUGAAAUAUUCGCACUUAUCGCCCAGGAGGCACACUAUCUAGCUGACAAGCUGUGCAGUGAAAAAUCAGAUCUGUGUGGGACUUCUGCAAAUCAUACAGAGCUCUAGGAGAGAGGU
Messenger RNA from Perognathus longimembris pacificus (Pacific pocket mouse), 391 nucleotides. RefSeq names its product canopy FGF signaling regulator 1 (gene Cnpy1). Lineage: Eukaryota; Metazoa; Chordata; Mammalia; Rodentia; Heteromyidae. Gene Ontology annotation, cellular component: endoplasmic reticulum. The transcript has 3 exons. The record is from RefSeq and is a predicted model, not a curated record. Bases 104 to 382 code for a protein of 92 amino acids.